This is a messenger RNA of Sorghum bicolor (sorghum), 1974 nucleotides long. Its product is annotated as serine/threonine-protein kinase SAPK10. Bases 486 to 1574 code for a protein of 362 amino acids. Gene Ontology annotation, biological process: protein phosphorylation; intracellular signal transduction. The record is from RefSeq and is a predicted model, not a curated record. Gene Ontology annotation, cellular component: nucleus. Gene Ontology annotation, molecular function: protein serine/threonine kinase activity; ATP binding. Lineage: Eukaryota; Viridiplantae; Streptophyta; Magnoliopsida; Poales; Poaceae. The transcript is spliced from 8 exons.
AAAAAAGAAGCAAACUAUUUUAUUUUUAUUUUUUUUUUCUUGCUUAGUGAAACAAACAACAUACACAGACCAGUGCGAGAGGGAGAGAGAGAAGGAGAAGAUGAUGACAAUGAUAAACAAUAGAUAAAAAAAAAAAAAGGCAGCGAGCGAGGUGGGGAAGAAAAAAGGGCGAAGUGAUAUAGAGAGGAGAGAGAGAAGGCGAGGGGAGGGGAGGGAUCACGAGGUGUGCUUCCUCCUCCGCCCAAUCGGGCCCAACCAAAUCCGCCAGCGCCGCCUCCUUUACCACCUCUUUCCCCGGAGCUAAAAGGCGAGGGAGGGGAGAGGCUGCGCGUCGCUUCUUGGAUCGCGGGGCGGGGUCACGGGACGCGCGCCGCGGGCCGGUAACGCUACCUGCUGCUGCUGCUGGUGGACUGCUCGCCUCGACACCUUGCCUCCUAGCCUACCACCUCCUCCUCCUGCUGCUGCUGCUUUGGCUGGCGCCGGCGAUGGACCGGGCGGCGCUCACCGUGGGGCCGGGGAUGGACAUGCCCAUAAUGCACGACGGCGACCGCUACGAGCUCGUACGCGACAUCGGCUCCGGCAACUUCGGCGUCGCGCGCCUCAUGCGCAACCGCGCCGACGGACAGCUCGUCGCCGUCAAGUACAUCGAGCGAGGCGAGAAGAUCGACGAGAACGUGCAGCGGGAGAUCAUCAACCACCGCUCCCUGCGCCACCCCAACAUCAUCCGCUUCAAGGAGGUCAUCCUCACCCCGACGCACCUCGCCAUCGUCAUGGAGUACGCCUCCGGCGGGGAGCUCUUCGAGCGCAUCUGCAACGCCGGCAGAUUCAGCGAGGACGAGGCGCGUUUCUUUUUCCAGCAACUCAUAUCAGGGGUCAGCUACUGCCAUUCCAUGCAAGUAUGCCAUCGUGACUUGAAGCUAGAGAACACCCUGUUGGACGGGAGCACCGCACCUCGCCUCAAAAUAUGUGAUUUCGGCUAUUCAAAGUCAUCAGUUCUACACUCUCAGCCGAAAUCCACAGUGGGAACUCCUGCAUACAUUGCUCCUGAGGUUCUUCUGAAGAAGGAAUACGAUGGAAAGGUUGCUGAUGUCUGGUCAUGCGGAGUAACCCUUUAUGUGAUGCUGGUCGGUGCAUAUCCAUUUGAGGACCCAGAUGAGCCUAAGAAUUUUAGGAAGACAAUUCAGAGAAUAUUGGGUGUGCAGUACUCAAUUCCAGACUAUGUCCACAUAUCUCCAGAAUGCCAAGAUCUUAUUUCUAGGAUUUUUGUCGCCAACCCAGCCACUAGGAUCACCAUCCCUGAGAUAAGAAACCAUCCUUGGUUCUUGAAGAACCUCCCAGCUGACCUAAUGGAUGACAGCACAAUGAGCAAACAGUACGAGGAGCCCGAGCAACCAAUGCAGAGCAUGGAUGAGAUCAUGCAGAUCCUGGCUGAGGCGACCAUUCCAGCAGCUGGUUCUCGUGGACUCAACCAGUUCCUGAACGACGGCCUUGACCUCGACGAUGACAUGGAGGACCUAGACUCAGAUGCCGAUCUUGACCUGGAAAGCAGUGGGGAGAUCGUGUAUGCUAUGUGACAGCAUCGAAUACUCAGCAACGAGGCAAUGUGUAUCAUCAACCGCGCUCAGAUGGCUCUGUUGCGUCAAAGGUUACCAAGAUAAUACGCAAGGGGUGUGCGCUGCUGGCAGUUGUAUUGUACUUGCAGGUAUCUGCUGCAUAUGCUGCUCACGCCUGAUGCCGUGAUGCCCCUUUUCUAUCAUCCCGUUGUGUUUGGCUGUUGUUUGGUGCACCUCCAGUGUUUUACAACAGUUUAGCCCUUUGGAAUUGCUACUGCUAGAACCUCGUUCAUCUGAGAAGACCCUUUGUUUCUGCAUCCCCGACUAAGGGAUAGCGAUGUACUUGUAUCAUUACACUGUUUGUAUCAUAUGUAUUUGGUGUAGGAAAAUAAAGAAACUCCAUUGCCCGUUCUCUUUUCCA